Molecule: messenger RNA, 1398 nt
Organism: Arthroderma uncinatum
Lineage: Eukaryota; Fungi; Ascomycota; Eurotiomycetes; Onygenales; Arthrodermataceae
Exons: 4
Coding region: 1-1398 (465 amino acids)
Biological process (GO): carbohydrate metabolic process; fungal-type cell wall organization
Cellular component (GO): fungal-type cell wall
Molecular function (GO): glycosyltransferase activity; hydrolase activity, hydrolyzing O-glycosyl compounds
Source: RefSeq, a predicted model, not a curated record
AUGAAGCUCACCCUCGCUGCCCUGCUGGGCGCUCUCACCGUCGUCUCUGCGCAGACAUCUACAAAGUGCAACCCUACCAAGCAGAGCUGUCCUGCCGACCCUGCUCUCUCUGGAACUGCGGACUUUGACUUCACCAAGGAGUCUCCUCGCUUCCAUGCCACCGGCGGCAACCCAACAUACGGCAAAGACGGCGUCAGCUUGACCAUCUCCAAACGCGGUGAUGCUCCCACCCUCACCUCCGACUUUUACAUCAUGUUCGGUCACGUCGAGUGGGUGAUGAAGGCUGCUCCCGGCAAGGGUGUCGUCAGCAGCGCCGUCAUGCUCUCUGACGACCUGGACGAGAUCGACUGGGAGUUCCUCGGCGGAGACAACGCCCAGGUGCAGAGCAACUACUUCGGCAAGGGCAAGACGGAGACCUACGACCGUGCUAAGUUCGACUCUGCUCCCAACAACAACGGACAGUUCCACACCUACGCCGUCGACUGGACUGCCAGCAAGAUCACCUGGUCUAUCGAUGGCCGCCCAAUCCGUGACCUGACCCCCGAGACCUCCAAAAACCAGUACCCCCAGACUCCCAUGCGAGUCCUCGUCGGCAGCUGGGUCGGCGGUGACCCUUCCAAUGCCCCAGGAACCAUCCAAUGGGCUGGCGGAUUGACCGACUACUCCCAGGCCCCCUUCACCAUGGUCGUCAAGUCUAUCAAGGUGACGGACUACUCCACCGGCAAGGAAUACCGCUACACUAACAUGAGUGGCUCCUGGCAAUCCAUCGAGGCAGUUGGCGGCAAGGUCAACGGCCAAGGCAAGCCCGGCGAGGGCCCCAAGGUAGAGUCAUCCACGCUCAGUAAUAGUCCAAGCACCAAUGCCCCUGAACCUGCUCCCACCGCCCCAGGAGGUGGCAUCGGGAACCCCCAAGCCCCUCCUACCACGGUCUCCAAUCCUCGUCCAACUCCCGGAUCUCCCUCUCAAUCCCAGACAGGACCUUCCCCAACAAUGACUUCGCUCAUAGGGCUCCCGAGCAGUUGGGUUGUAACCGAAACUGGAACUGGAGGAGUCGUUACGCCGACUUCUUCGUCCGCUGAAACUUCUCAUCACUCCGACAACACCUCUCGGUCUUCUCGAUCUGUCUCGUCACCCUCGCCUUCGGGAUCGUCUGGUAAUGGACAUGGUAUGACUACCUCGCCUGGUUCUGGCAGCACCACUUUCAUGACGUCUCCUGCUCCAACUGGGACGCCCACGAAAACUGGCAGCGGCAGUGGCAGUGGAAGCAGCAGCGGCAAUGGAGGCGCUUCGCCAACCGACCCGGUCAUGCAAGCACCUGGAAGCGCCGGUGUGGUUCACUCCGUGAGUCGCCACCUGGCUCUCGCUUUGUGCGCCGUGGCUGUCUGGGCGGCUAUCUAA